Babjeviella inositovora NRRL Y-12698 is the source of this 486-nucleotide messenger RNA. RefSeq lists its product as uncharacterized. The record is from RefSeq and is a predicted model, not a curated record. NCBI's taxonomy places the organism in Eukaryota, Fungi, Ascomycota, Pichiomycetes, Serinales. The transcript has a single exon. Bases 1 to 486 code for a protein of 161 amino acids. Gene Ontology annotation, molecular function: RNA binding.
AUGUCUGAACAAGGACAGAUUCCACAGGAACAGACCGAAGCUGUGAUGAUCGUCGCAGAGUCAGCCCCAGAUACCAGGCUUAUGAUGCAGCAGGAGGUUGAUGUCCGCUCUAUCUAUGUUGGUAACGUCGACUACACCACGACGCCAGAGGAGUUGGAGCAGGUUUUCAACACUUAUGGUGUAGUGAACAGAAUCACCAUUUUGCAUGACCGUUUCACCGGCAGGCCCAAGGGCUACGCGUACAUCGAGUUCGUUGACGCUGACGCCGUUGCCCCGGCAAUUGAAGGCUCCAACGGCACUUUGUACAAGGAGAGGGAGUUGAGAGUCACUGCCAAGAGAACCAACAUCCCGGGAAUGUCCAAGAGAACCAGAGGCAGUAACGGCACCGGUCGCGGUGGCUUCAGAGGCAGGGGCCGCGGUGGUUCCAGAGGCGGCCACAGGGGUCCCAGCGAGACCCACGGUGAGGCUCAGGAGAGCCAGCCCUAG